Messenger RNA from Dissoconium aciculare CBS 342.82, 1797 nucleotides. Its product is annotated as WD40 repeat-like protein. The coding region runs from base 1 to 1797 and encodes 598 amino acids. Gene Ontology annotation, molecular function: protein binding. Gene Ontology annotation, cellular component: small-subunit processome; Pwp2p-containing subcomplex of 90S preribosome. The transcript has 2 exons. Gene Ontology annotation, biological process: rRNA processing. NCBI's taxonomy places the organism in Eukaryota, Fungi, Ascomycota, Dothideomycetes, Mycosphaerellales, Dissoconiaceae. The record is from RefSeq and is a predicted model, not a curated record.
AUGGGCGAGGAAUACGGAGACGAUGGCGAACCCGAAAUAAUUGACGAGGAUGAGCUGGAGCUGGAGCGAUUAGUAUUUGGUGACAGUGCUGGGUUUCGCGAAGGUCUCAAAGGAUUCACUGGAGACAAGGCGCAGAGGGACGAGGUCGCCGUCGAUUCUCUAGAAGAUAGUGGAACUGGACUGGAGGGCUUAGACGAUGCAGAACUUUUCUUCACGGACACCGGUGCUGGCACCGGGAUACAACAGAAUGUAGACGGGGACGAUGACGACGAGACGGAUUUCGUCAAAGGAACCGCAGCAUGGGACGACAGCGAUGAUGAACGAGUACUUGUGUCGUUGGCGAACGCCCCACGGUUGCGAAAACUCCGAAGGACCGAGGCGGAAGAUGUGGUCAGUGGCGAAGAAUACACACGACGACUGAGGAAGCAAUUCCAGGUGCUCAACCCUCCUCCGGAAUGGGCUCGGUAUGCUGUUGAGCAAUCGUCGAUCAAAAAGCGUAGGCACUCUACGAAUGAUAUGAGUGAUGAGGAGGGAUCAGAGGACGAAAUUGAUGGAGAUGGCGAUAUUUCCUCCGUCGCGCCUUUGUCCGAUCUUUUGCAAGGAGCAAAUUCCCUAGUAAGGAGUUCUGAACCGAGCAAUGGCAAACGAAGAAAGCUUCGAGCCGAAGUCAUCGAUAUCCAACGACAGAGCGACCUACCGAACGUUCAGCCAAGUGCCAUCACAUCACUUUCAGUCCACCCCAACCUUCCUCUCCUCCUCUCAUCGGGACCUUCAUCAACAUUGUAUUUACAUCAUCUCACACCCUCGCCGCCUGCGCCGACUCCGAAUCCACUUUUGACCAGCAUGCACAUCCGAGGAUCUCAAUUGACGACGACCGCCUUCCACCCGACCGAUUCCAGGAUAUUUCUGUCUGCUCGAAGAAGGUACUUCCAUAUCUGGGAUCUUGCAACCGGGAAGGUGGACAAGAUAACCCGGACGUACGGACAUCAGCACGAACAACGUAGCAUGGAGAGAUUCAAGCUUUCGCCUGAUGGCAGGUUUCUUGCACUCCUCGGCUCGUCUCGCAAAGGUGGCGGUGUCAUCAAUAUUCUCGAUGCGACGACAUUACAAUGGACUUCUCAAGUCCGCAUUGAAAGUCGAGGCGGAAUCGCCGAGUUUGCUUGGUGGCGCGAUAGCACUGGCUUGUGUAUCGCAGGCAAGAACGGUGAAGUCACCGAAUGGAGCGCUACCGACCGUGAAGUCGUUGCGCGAUGGCAAGAUGAGGGGGCUGUCGGCACGACCAUCAUAGCUCUGGGCGGCCAACAUGACCUGGUAAAGAGCCGCUUCGGCACCGACCGCUGGAUUGCCAUCGGUAGCAGUUCCGGGAUCAUCAACAUCUACGACCGAAGAGUCUGGUUAUCGCCGACUCCGACCACGACGACAUCCACAUCUCACAAGCAGAAGUCCCAACAACAUCAACAUCAACAGCCGAUUCCCGAGAACCCCAAACCGACACGUACCCUCGACCACCUCACCACACCUACCUCUCACCUUGUCUUCUCUCCCGACGCGCAGAUCUUGGCGGUAGCAUCGAAAUGGAAGCGUGACGCCAUGCGGUUGGUGCAUCUGCCUAGCUGCACUGUGUUCAAGAACUGGCCAACGGGCGCGACGCCGCUGGGCCGAAUCUCUAGCGUGGCAUUUAUGAGUGGCGAAGCUCUUGACAAGAGCCACAAGGGUGGUGGCAACGGCGGUGAUGUUCACAGUGUGCUGGCUGUAGCCAAUGAGCAGGGCAAAAUCCGAUUAUGGGAGAUUCGGUGA